Molecule: messenger RNA, 1863 nt
Organism: Triplophysa dalaica
Lineage: Eukaryota; Metazoa; Chordata; Actinopteri; Cypriniformes; Nemacheilidae
Product: BEN domain-containing protein 5-like
Exons: 9
Coding region: 587-1732 (381 amino acids)
Biological process (GO): negative regulation of DNA-templated transcription
Molecular function (GO): DNA binding
Source: RefSeq, a predicted model, not a curated record
ACAGAAAACAUAGUUUUUAGAGUAGAAGAUCCACUAUACCUACUGGAAGUCCUUAUAAUACUGGUGAGUGUCUGUGUGUCAUUUUUUACUUUAACCUUUGGGGCAGGACGGACAGUUAAUAUGAAUUGACAUAUUUAUGUGAAGUUCAAAUUUAUUUUGAGUAUCAUGCCAGAGUUUUGUCAUAAAUAGUGUCAGUUUUCUAACAUGUCUUUUCCAUUACACCAUAUGAAGGUCUGCCUACCUGUGUAUUCAACACAGAAACUCCUGUAUUGAAAUAAGCUGUAAACUUGAAGCAUCAAUUCUAUUGUUUGGCAAAAAAUGAGGAACAAAAAUUAAGUAAAUUUCUGAAAAAUAUUAGUGGUUUAUAGAUUGGUUAUCACUUACAUUCAUUUGUUGUUGGAGAUAAACAAUUCAGUCUGCGCCUGCUGCACUACCGGUUGCUGGGGCAACAGCAACUGAAGACACGUAACAAAAUGUCACGCGCAAGCAAUUUUGUAACGGUUUUCAUUGCUUUUCACACAGGGACAUACAAAUAAAGCCGUGUCGUUCUUAAUAUCUAUCUAGACGGAGUUUAUGUAACUACAAAAUGUUCGCGUAUGUGCAUUAUUUAGACGACGGUCUUAAAGACUCUGUUAAUGUUAAAGACAUUAAACAUUUUGGUCCAAAAAGUACGACGGAUUUCUCAUCGACGCACACUUACUGGAUUCACCGAAAAGGACGGUUCGCAACAGGACAAAUUUUAUUCAUGAAAGAAACUAGCGAGGAAAUUGAACAAUUUUUGGCAACCGGCAAAAGAAUUCGAGUGCCAAAGCUACUUGAUAAAAUUCCACCAGCAAACAAAACUUCAGAAAGGAAGGAGGCUAAGGAAAAUGCGACAGCACAGAGGUCAAGCAUUGAGGAAGGAAAGCAGACUUUUCUGAUGGACAUUUUAAAAAAGAGACAAGCCUUGAAAAGGAAGCAACAACAAUGUCAACAUCAUUCUAAAACAAGAAGGGAAAAAAAUCUUGUUGACAAUGAGAUAUCAAGUGAGAGUGAAGAUGAACUAAUUCCAAAAUCUAAAUACAACGAACUGGAUAAGAGGUAUAAAUUGCUAUCUCGGAAAUAUCAAGAGGCCAUUGCUGAAGGAAAGGAACUGAGGAAAUUAAAUGUUGAACUUCAGACAUGCUUAGUUGCCAAAAUUCUUUGUGGAAGCAACACAUCUCCAACCUCCAUUCCAGACCUUCCAGUGACAACUGGAAGCAACACAUCUCCAGUCCCCAUUCCAGACAUUCCAGUGACAUCUGAGAGCAGCCCCACAAAAGAAAAAAGAAAAAACCUUCAAACAGCAGUUGAGAACAGUUCUGCUGUUGUUACAUAUCAAAACUCUGAACAAAUUUUGGAAAACCAAGAGGUUGAUAUUGGUGAAGGUGUAUUAAUACACAGUGAAAAAUGGAAGAAGAUUCAGGCUAAUUUAAAGGACAGCCUGUUUGUAAAAGAACUGGCAGUGUGCAUUUGGGGAACAAGCACACUGGCCAACCGUAGCCUGGAAGGAAAAAGUUGCCCCACUACAAAAUCAGAUCCUAGGCCUCCUCUGACACCUCACAAAUACAGAGCAAUUAAAGGUUGCUUUCAAAAGUGGCUGGAAGGCAAAAGUUUGGAAGAAGCAGAGCUGAAAGCCAGAACUGGAAAAGUUGGACGAUAUUUAACAGAAAAAAUUCAAGAUAUCAACAAAAAAAUUAAAUCAAAAAAGUGAAUUUGUUAAAGUAGUGAAGUAGUUGUAUUUCAGUUUCAGUUCAGGUUAUUAAUGCCAAUUAUUAAGUAAUUUAUCUCAUUUAUGUUAUACACAAAUUAUUUUUUUGAUGAUAUUCAUGUAAAUAAACUGAA